Molecule: messenger RNA, 2019 nt
Organism: Dunckerocampus dactyliophorus (ringed pipefish)
Lineage: Eukaryota; Metazoa; Chordata; Actinopteri; Syngnathiformes; Syngnathidae
Gene: fsip1
Product: fibrous sheath interacting protein 1
Exons: 10
Coding region: 156-1235 (359 amino acids)
Source: RefSeq, a predicted model, not a curated record
GGAGAUUUGGCGUCUAUAGUUACCACACGUAGUGCGGAAGAGCGAAGACAUUGACGACGAUCAAACACAGCUAGUUAUACGUCAGUGACAAAACAAAAGAAAACACAUACAGAGAGCGAACAUUUGUCGUACUGCCUCCAAACAAUUCGCCAUUGAUGACUGAACGCACCAUCAUGGAAAUGACCACAGGGAAUUUGGAGAAUACCUCCAGACCUGCAUCAGCUGAAUCUUCUGCGAACAUACACAGAGGCCAGUUUGAUAUCAAUGCAACCGAUGAAGAAAAGCAAGACCCUGAGCUGCGGAAGGCCAUUGAGGAAAUGAGGAGACUUGAUGAAAUACUGUCUACAUGCAUGUGUAGAUUAAAAAAAGCCAAGCGCCAAAGGAAAGAACUCCAAGCACAGCUUUGGCAAGAGCUAAAGGAACGUUUUGAAGGAGGCCGCUCUGAAAGUAGCCAUGAAGCGAUGAGCGCAAGGCUGUUUUUGGCUUUAGAAGCACCAAUUGGGCCUCCAGUGAGGGAUGACUUUGUGUCAGUGUUUCAAACUCAGUUAAGUGACUGUGAAGUAGACAGAAGACUGCAACGCUUAUUAGAAAGUGAAGAGGGAUCAGACAACUGGAGCAAAGCGUCCGAGUCAGUGUGCGAGGAGACCACCGAAGGGAGCCACGGGGAGGCCGCCAAGGCCAAGAAAAAAGAGAAGAACUUUGUCAAGAGGAACAUUGAGCUUGUAAGUGGCAAAGGGGGCCAAGUGCUGUUGACACAGGCAGAGGAAGAGCGCCUGGCCGAGCUCCUGCGAGACAUAGAUGAAGAGGAAAAGGACAGUGCCAGUGACGCAGACAACGAGGAGAACAUGUGGGCCUUGCCGGUGUCGACAAGCGAGGGUUACACCCAGGGGAACACCGACCUGGAGCGACUGAGUGCCAUUGAUGCUGAACUCCGUGUUUUCCAACCGGUUGUCGAACUCCCUUCACCGCAGAGCUCCUCUUAUACACUCUUAAAUGAGGAAUGUGGCUCGGACAUCGGGCCGAAGCGUGAUUGUGACGCUCAGCCAGGAGAGAAGGUUCUGCAGGAUAUCAAGGAAAGGAGGACGCACGAGAUGCAGCUCCAGGAGAUCCAACGGCAGCUGGACCUGCUGGGCCAAGACCAGGAGAUGACAAGCGAGUCAGAGGCCCUCAGUGAGCAGCAGUUACUGAGCCUGCUGGAUGCCUGUGAGCUGACAGAGUCUGAGCCAGGACCUUGAGACGCACACAUGGACCUCCUGCAUGCGAGGCCCUGCUGUCAAGAUGUCCAUCAAAUGACGUGCCGUCGCUGAGAUCACGCUUUCUGCCUUCUAAGUCGGAAACAAGUGUAGCGGAUGCACACAUGUUUCAUUGUCACAAUAUGUAAUUGUAAGUCAAGAAAAACCCAGAGUGAUUCACUGCCUUUUGGGCACCAUGAGGCUUUUGUACGUGAAGACGUAUAAAUAAGGUGUCAUAUAUUCACUGCAUGCAUGAAACUCACACAUUCAACGAGCGUUCCAUCCUGCUUUCCUUCUACCCUUCAAGUACACGUCUUUCCCCAUCAGAAUCAGUAAAUUUGUGGAAAAAGAAUUGUUUAUAUUCAUGUUGAUGAUUCAGCAUGAGGAAAGAACAGGGCCACCGCUUGUAUUAACAUACUGUAAGUAUCACUGACGUCAUUAAACCUAAUCACCUGGUAUUCCAGCCACAGAAUGUUCCUAUCGCAGCACAAUUGUGGUGUUGUUGGGGUGCAUUUAUAGUCUGCCAGUGUGUCUGCGUCCAUUAGUGGGGUUUUCUAUUCAACACAGCGCAGUGUCUAAAUGACAAAUGUCUUAUAAUUCUGAUAGUCCUCUUUUUAGAGUCAAUUCCUUGUGUGUUUUUGUGGAUGUGUGUCUGACUUACUGUUCGGCCGAGGCUGAGUGGCCGUACAGUCAUCCCCCAUUAAUAGCUUUUAAAUGGUUCCACACUCAAUCGCGAUAAAUGAAUUUCCGCAAUAUAGGAGUCAAUGUUAAUAAAUUAUAUACAAUC